Molecule: messenger RNA, 1623 nt
Organism: Symbiodinium sp. CCMP2592
Lineage: Eukaryota; Dinophyceae; Suessiales; Symbiodiniaceae
Source: the annotation of a GenBank genome assembly
AUGUCUUGGGUAUUCAGCAAGCUGGCCUCGAAAUUUGGAGAGCUGCGCAGUAGCACUUCGACCCUGCCAUCUCCAGGUCCAGGUUUGGAACACUUGGACGUGAGUGAUGACGAGUCGGACUAUGGCAGUGAGGAUUCCCUCACCUCUACCGACACCUCUCCCAGCUCUGAUGCUCGCAGCGCUGCAGACGCGGUCCUUCGCGGCCUCGAUGUCGGCACCGAGGAGCCGAUGCACCCAGCAGACGUCCUCAGCCUCCUCCAGGAGGGAAAUGACCGCUUUGUGAAGGGAACUUCUUUGGCAGUUCGAAGAAACGAUGUCGUCCGGCGGGAGAUAGUGGAUCUCAGCCAGUCGCCACAUGCUGCCAUCGUCGGUUGUUCCGACUGCCAGGCGCCUUUGGAAUCGAUUUUCGACUCCUUGCCAGGCGACAUUUUCGCGUUCAAAAAUGCCGGUAAUACUUGCAUUCAUGCCAAUGGCAGCAUGGUCGCCAGCUUGGAGUUUUGCACUGAGGAGCUUGGUUGUCGAUUCAUUCUCGUCCUCGGCCACCGACAUUGUGGUGUUUUGCUAGAUGCCUGCAAGAGCCAUGCAGCGAAACAGAAGUCGGGUUGCGGCGACUGUGCCCUGAAUGGCCUGCAGCACGACUUGAGCUCCGUUAUCGACCAAGCUGCGGAAUUGGCGUCGUCAGUCUCCUUGAUUUCAGGAGAUCGGCGCUCCGCCGACGACAUCGUCAAACUAUCGGAACGGGCCGUUGAGGUCAACGUGUUUCAGACGCUUGAGCUCCUCUUGAGAUUCAGCGAGACGAUUCGGCAGAACGUUCGCAGCGGCCAAGUCGAGCUACAGGCUGCCAUUUUCGACGAAGCCUCCGGCAAGGUGGAGUUUCUUGGGACCCAUCCAAUGCAGGAGGAACUCCUCGAGUCGAGCACGCCAGUUCCGCCUUGGCCGACGGAGAAGGGGAAGGCGUCCUGCUGCAUGCCCCUGCCCAAGAACUGCGAAGUCCCUGCGCCAAAGGAGGCCAUCGAAACACUGAGACUUGGCAACGCGCGCUAUGUCGCCGGAGUGUCGGAAAACACCCAGGCCAAGCCUGGCCGGACCGCCAUCGCGAAUCCCUUCUGCUCAGUCCUGGCAUGCGCGGACGUGCGAGUGCCGGUAGAUACCGUCUUUGACAUGAAGCCUGGUGACAUUUUCGUCAUGCGAAAUGCAGGCAACACAUGUACCCAUGCAGCCGGCAGCAUCAUGAGCAGCCUGGAAUUCAGCGCGAUGAAAUUCGGCGUGCGUCUGAUCCUCAUCCUAGGGCACACGCAAUGCGCCUCCAUCACCGGAGCCGUGCGAGCGUGCAUGGCCGGACAAGCACAGAGUGGCAGGCUAUCGAGAAGCUUGGGUAAGGUUGCCCAGGAAGCCGCGGACCAGCUUGGCGAAGGCGUUGGUCUUGCGCGCCUGAGCCUCUGCGCGGUGAAACUCAACGUUUUGCAAACCAUGGAGAUUGUCCUGAGACACAGCCGGCCCAUUCGUGAAUUGGCCCAGAGCGGGCGCGUUCAAGUUCAAGGGGCUGUCUAUCACAUGGAGUCCGGCUGCGUGGAGUUUCUUGGGCCGCUGCCAAACGAGACAGAGGUACUGGUCGAUGCCUAG